UGACAGUCAGCUGGUAAAAUAGGAAUCUUUGAUUUGAAUAUUGAUGGUUUUUUUUUAAUAAAAAUGAGUGAAAUAGCAGUUCUUUUCAAUGGGUACUCAACUAUGAGUGCAAACGAUGAGAUGACGGCUAAUUGUACUUGCACAUUAAUUAAAGGCGCUCACAAUAUAAUUGUAGAUACUAUGACAGCUUGGGAUUCGGAUAAAAUUAUAAGCGCGCUAAAAUCUCACGGCGUUAUACCUGAAGAUAUAAAUUACGUUGUCUCAACUCACGGGCACUCGGAUCAUAUAGGAAAUAAUAAUCUUUUCUUAAAAGCAAAACAUAUAGUGGGGUUUAGUAUAUCUUAUAAAGACAAAUACUAUAUAUUUCCCUUUGACAAAGGACAAGAAUAUGUCAUCAAUGAGUCUGUGAAGGUGGUCCCAACACCUGGACAUACACUUUCAGAUGUCACAGUACUUGUGAAAUCCAAUCAAGGUGAACAAGUUGCAAUUACAGGUGAUUUAUUUGAAAAACAUGAAGAUAUAGAGGAUCCUAAUAUAUGGUUAGAAGCUGGGAGCGAAGACAAAGUACAACAGGCCAGGAAUAGAUCUAAAAUAGCUGAUAUAGCAGACUGGAUCAUGCCUGGGCAUGGUGCACAGUUUCAAGUUACUAAAGAAUUAAGACAAACACUUAGAAAACAGAUUGUAUAAGAAUAUUUGUAUAUUUAAUCUAUUAAUUUAAAAGGAAAAAAAUAUGAAAGGAUUUUAAAAUAAAAAAAGUGU
Messenger RNA from Papilio polytes (common Mormon), 759 nucleotides. Its product is annotated as metallo-beta-lactamase domain-containing protein 1. The record is from RefSeq and is a predicted model, not a curated record. NCBI's taxonomy places the organism in Eukaryota, Metazoa, Arthropoda, Insecta, Lepidoptera, Papilionidae. The transcript is spliced from 4 exons. Bases 64 to 687 code for a protein of 207 amino acids.